UAUAAUUAUUAAUUCAAUAAGUAUUAAUAUAUAUUUCAAAUAUCAAAUUAAAAUAUUGAAAAAGUAAAUUAAUAUAUAUUUUUCAAAAGGUCGAUUGCUUGAGGAUCAAAAUAUAAAAGCUUGGGCCCGGUCCUAGAUUAGCCCGAGUAUCCAUCUCGCGAUGCCAAUCAGUCCCCACACACAAUGCACGAUGAGCAAUGCCAAGAGAAUUAUCCUGGUUUCAUAGGCGUGUUACACACCUUGUCGUAUUUCUUGACCGUAUUUGUCGUACCACACCCCUCUAGUUUCGCAUUCUUCGUCUUUUUCCUUUUCAUUCCCAACAUUAACCUUGAUUUCCGAGAACGACGGCCGACUUCAUUGAACUCGGCAUAGAAGCGACUGAUAGAUGCAUCGAUAAACACUUUGACAAGCUUCCUGACAAAGCACUACACUCGGAGACAUACUGUCCGCGGAAUAUCAAAAAUGUAAUUGCUGGAAAACUGCGAGAUGAUGGUCUUGGCGCAGAUGAAAGUGAAAGCGAUGACCACACGUUAGACGAGAGAAUCUAUCGUGGAAAAGAACAUAGAAGCCGUCAGAGUCUCAAUGAAGGUCAGGAAAAGCGAUUUGAGCCAAAUUAUAGUUAUCGAAGCGAAGAUGCUACAUAUGAACAAGAUCGGCCAUAUCCAUAUGACAAUUCUCCACCACCAUCACGAAACAGGAGAGGUGAUGACGACUCCGGUAAUAACUCGUCAUUACCUUCUCGUCGAAAUCACCGUCAGCAGGAUUUGCGUCGGAGGAGCUCAUUACCUCAAGACGAAAUAAGGUCAAGAGAUUUGGCUGACGGUCGAGAGUAUGAGGAUAGAAAAGAGACUCGGAGUAACGGAAGAAGGUAUACUGUGGACGAGAGCAACGAUUUGCCUCACAGACGAACAUCCAAAUCAAGAAACAAAGCUUCGGACAACGAAGCAGGCUUGAGAUAUGGUGCCGUUGGUGCAAUGUUUGGUAGAUUAGCAGCUAAAGAGCUAGCAGCUAAGAAAACUAAAGGUGGCAGUAAUGAUAAGGUUGCGCUUGCGAUGCUUGGAGUGGCUGUGGGUGCCUUUCGCAGGUAAAUCAGUUGGGGAACGGGUACAUGAAGAUAAAGGAAAAACAGAGCGAUACCAUCGCCAGGAUAAAUAUGAUAGGGAGUAUAAUACAAACUCACCAUAUUAAAGAGUAGAUGUUACCUAAUGAAUAGAAGCCGUCUAUGACCAUAAAAUUAUCGCUAAAAUUCACUGAUUAG
Messenger RNA from Sclerotinia trifoliorum, 1258 nucleotides. NCBI's taxonomy places the organism in Eukaryota, Fungi, Ascomycota, Leotiomycetes, Helotiales, Sclerotiniaceae. The record is from the annotation of a GenBank genome assembly.